Xenopus tropicalis (tropical clawed frog) is the source of this 7328-nucleotide messenger RNA. RefSeq names its product tetratricopeptide repeat domain 9 (gene ttc9). The record is from RefSeq and is a predicted model, not a curated record. NCBI's taxonomy places the organism in Eukaryota, Metazoa, Chordata, Amphibia, Anura, Pipidae. The transcript has 3 exons. The coding region runs from base 16 to 999 and encodes 327 amino acids.
ACUCCCUGCCUGCCUAUGAUCUGCAACUCCCUGCCUACCUAUGAUCUGCAACUCCCUGCCUGCCACUCCCUGCCUACCUACGAUCUACAACUCCCUGCCUGCCUACGAUCUGCAACUCCCUGCGACCUCCCUGCCAAUCUGCUGCAAGUUGUAGCGCAUCAACAGCUGGAGGGCAGCAGGUUUGACAUCCGCGCCGCCUCGUCCUAUGAGAUUGAGGCAGUGUGUCCCUUUAACAGCUGGGGAAGGGGCUGCGCUGGGAGGAGGAGGAGGGAGCUGUCUCCGCUUUGUUUGCAGACGGAUUCGUCUUUCCCCGAUUUCCCGACUGGGCUCCCAGUCUGCUCCAAGCGCCGAGAGCGCUGCUCAACCCGAACCGCAGCACAGCAUGUAUCCUUCCCCCCGCAUGUAUCCUUCCCCCCGCAUGUAUCCUUCCUCCCGCUGAGAGCCAUGGAGCGGGGUAGUGUGACCGCAGGCUUCAGGGGGGACCCGGGGCAGCUCAUUCACAGAUCGCUGGACUUCAAGAGCCAGGGGGCGCAGUGCUACAAAGACAAGAAGUACCGAGAGGCCAUUGGCAAGUACCACCGGGCGCUGCUGGAGCUGAAGGGACUGCCCGUGGAUGGGGACAAUCCUGCCGCAGGGGGCACUCAGCAGGCUCCGCUCCCCGGGCAGGGCAGGCUAACGGAGGAGCAGAGAAGCGCGGUGGAGAAUAUCGAAGUGGAUUGUUACAAUAGCCUGGCAGCGUGCCUCCUGCAAGCGGAGCUGGUGAAUUACGAGCGGGUGAAAGAGUACUGCCUGAAAGUCCUUAAGAAGGAAGGGGAGAAUUUCAAGGCCCUGUACAGAUCCGGCGUGGCCUUCUACCACCUGGGAGACUAUGACAAAGCAUUGCACUACUUGAAGGAAGCCAAGAGCCGACAGCCAACAGACACCAAUGUGAUCAGGUACAUCCAACUGGCCGAGAUGAAGCUUAGCAGAAGCACUCAACGAGAGAAGGAGCUGUCAUAGAAAAGACCACUUCACUAUAAGAAGGGAUUGUGCCACUGUUUCCUCACUACAAGACGAGUGGGUCGGUGAUUUAUUUCUCAUUGACCUUUUUGCGCUUAAAAAAAAAAAAGAUCCAACCCAGCUUUGGAUGCAUCUCUGCUUAAGUGCCCUAGAGCCCUGAUUAAAGAAGGACCAGGAGAGACAAAGGAACUGGACUCUCAAUACUGAUCCACUGUCAUGCUGAGACUGACAUAAUCCCAUGUGUUCUUGCAAAGCGCUCUGCCAUUAGCUUGCACCCAGCAAUGGGGUUAAACGGGUCACUGCCUUCAUAUUCUUGUACACAGUGUCUUUUAUUUUUUAAUGGAUUAUGGCUGUUACUGUUGAAAUUGAAUGGGACUUGUUUGCAAUAGAUAACCCUACAAACCAGGGUUGGACAAGCUAUGGCCUGUCCAGCUCUCACUGAACUACAACAAAGAAUGGUGGGAACAAGAAUGGUGGGAACUGUGGUUCAGCAGCAGCCACAGGUCAGCAGUUCCAAACACCAACUUAGAUUCUGCAAGAUUCUUUUAUAAUCACUUGUUUGGUUCUUUGACUGCGCUAAACCUUUCUUCAGAUCAGGGGGUAGGGCGGUGGCACGGUCUCUCGCCACUUCAUUUUUAUACUCUGUACCGAAGGGUGCAGUUGCCACCUUAGCAGAUAAGGAGGAAUAAUAACAGAUUAUAAACCUAAUGCACUGAAAAUGAUGAGGGUAAGGUCAGUAUGCACAGUGGCAUUGGUUAGUAAAAUGGUAUCUAGGUAAGGGAAGAUAGCAGCUGAAGGCUUGAGUCAUUACGUUAUUUGGCCCUUGGCUGGGUUACAUCCGACAGUGAGUAAUCUAAUUCCAGUAUAUUGAGUGACAGGACAUAUGACUCUCUAGUAAGGGGCAAAUAUCAUAAUAUAAUGUAAGCAUUUCUCUCCCACCCUCAUACAUACAGACAAAACGGAAACAGUCAUACUCCCAUAGCUGGAACAUCAGAACACCAGCGUAUUUGAUAUAGUGGAAUAUACUGCCGCUAGGACUUCGUCUGGCAGCCUAUUCAUUGGGAACAAAUUGUUAUCGAAAUACCUAUGUCUUUCAUGUAUGAGGUUUGAAUCAAAACCAGAUCCAGCAGAGCCAUAUGUCAUACUAACCACUCUGCCUGGUAAGAGAUUCAGUUGUCACUGAGGGUUCUCAUACAGAGGUGCCAUUUGCAGCAAGUCUGGCGCAGUGCCCAUACCGCUCCCCUUUGGACAUUUCAGAAAGAGACACUGUUGGGUAUGUAUCAGUCUGUACAGCUCUAACUUUUAUUAUAGCCCAAAUAACUGUCGUUUUUAGGAUUCGGAUCUUAACCGGUGGUCUUUUUUACUUUGAAUAGGGUUUUUUUUAAUUCUUUCACUGUGCUGAUUAUUUCAUGGAGAAAGCAUGGCUGUUGAAAGGGUUUUUUUACCCUUGUCAUUUUGGCCACAACUUUGAAUUCUACUAAUUUAAAACCAAAUGUUAGUAUAAAUAUGUCUUUUUUAUUAUUAUUAUUGUUCUUUAUUUAGUUCCAGGAUAUUGCAUUUUACAGCAUUCUCAGUCCCUAUACCAAUAGAGCUUACAGUCUAAUCUCCUUAUCAUAGAUCUAGGAGCUAAGGAGUGUUUGAUCCAAAGCCAGGGUUUCUCAGAAUACAUGGGAGUACUCUGUGCAGUAAAGUGCAAUUUUGGACACAAUUUGCCAUGUUUUUUAUUACCCAGAAUGCAGCAUUUCCGCCACAAUUCCAGGGUUAUUGUGGCCAUUAGGGACAGCUGCCUCUCUCAAGGUGGUGCGCAGUUUGCUCGCAUUUUGCAAUUGCACUGAAAAUCAGGAUGUGUUUGUUUCCGGUGCUUGGCACAAUUAUUUAGGCACGAGAUGCUGCACUUAUUGACGCAUCCCACAGUGGGAGCCGGGAACCUUGGAGUUACCGGCAGCUUGAAGGUGGCAGUUGCUCUAGGAUUCACCUGUGUCAAUAGGUAAACUUGGGAGCGAUUAGUAAUAGGAGGCAGAGUGGGUGCAAAGGCACCAAACACAAAUAUAAGGAAGUGCAAUGUCUGUAUCCAUUUUUGUGUGACCGCAACUGAGGCUGCGGUGGUGAAUGAGCCCUAUAUUGUAGGGCCCUAUUUUUUUAGGUGUUUAAAUUCCCCUUCUAUUCAUUGUGUCUGCCCCAUUAUUAAUACCGAUACAGACGCCCAAGUGUUCAGCGCCUGUAAGUACCAGUAUUUUGAUUUUGUGUUUUUCCUAUAAGGAGACAGCAGUACUGACUGGGUAGGAGGCUGAAUGAAUGCAUGACGCUUGAUUCUCCUGUGUAUGUACUUUUGUCACUUGGCUGAAAUGAAAAAAUUGUCGCUUUGUUUCUUGGAGAAAUCCACUCCAUUUUGUCACUUAUCUAUCUGAUUUGAUCGUGCAUCAAGCCAUUUAUAUUCAUAGAAGAAUUGAUUGAGUGGAGGCCGUGCAAUGCUGAUUUUUCUGCUUAUAUAAAUAUUAUUCCAUUCCUCAAUAGAAAAUGUAUCUCUAUGCCGUGUGGUGGAAGCUGUGACUUGCAAGGCCAUGAACUGAUAUUUUAUUAUAGGAGAGCCAACCUCCCAUAUUAUGGAAUCUGGUACACCCCAUUUUCUGUAUGUGGGAUUCUGGGAGUUGUAGUCAAUGAACAAUCAAUGAACAAUCGUUUGUGCUUUAGAAAAAGAUAGGCAUGACACUGUUUUGAAAUCUCAUGCAGAGAUGAAGAAUAGAACGUGAGUGAUGCGCAGGACUGUAGAUGUAUUAUUUUUAUAGCCAGGGUUCUCACAAAGCGCUUAUUAUAAUGCCUUGGUUAGCAGAAUGGCUGCAUUGGUUUGUACCUCUAGGGUUAUUGGUGCUGUAAUGCUUCAAAAACACUGUUAUAUGAAAGAGCAUAUUGUAUCAUUUCCAGAUCUCUCUGUCUAUACAGACAUAUCUAUAUAUAUAUAUUAUAUGUAAAUGUUAAAUGUGAAAAAUUAUUAUUUGUGAAUUUGCCAGUGUUUAUUUUUAUAAUUUUCCUUUAAAGGGGAUGAAUUAUAUUUUAGCUUCACCCAAAUCUUCCUCCCCUGGGUACGGAGAACCUUAAGAAUUUUGCUUAGUGCAGGUGACAUAGACUAAUCUAUGUUUUUCUGUAUAGGCUAUGAGAAAACCUAGACAGCUGUACCUUCCUGGCCCAGACAAUCUGUGGAUUCUGGCAAAUGCCAGGGGGGCUGCUGUAAGAUGCCAUAGACAGUCACUAUUUAUUGGGCCGGUGGGGGGCUGUUUGAAGUGUCAGGGCCUAUUUUAUAUCCCAGUUCAGACCUAGUCCCUUUUACACAGAGUUUCCCUUGUGGUCCGGUUCGGCUGGGCAAGACCCACUGCCCAUCAUGGGCUGCUAGGCCGUGCAGCUUCUGCUUCUUGCCAUGCAGGCCCGGAUUUGUGGAGAGGCCACAAAGGCCCGGGCCUAGGGCGGCAGAAGUUUAGGGGCAGCAUGCCGCCCCGCCACAAGAACAUUUUUAAAUUUUGCUCCCAUACGGAGCAGUCGGGACCUCUCCCCACUGCUCCGUAUGGGAGUUAAAAAGAGCGUUCGCGCAUGCGCAAUGAGGAGCUGGCGCUUUGCGCAUGCGCACUGGGGUGCGCGUUUGCGCAUGCGCAUGGGGGACUCCCACAGGGGCGGCCUCGGGGCGCACCGGAUAGAAAUCCGGCCCUGUUGCCAUGGGGUUAUAACACAAUCAGAGGCUCUAGGAGUUAAUAAUAAAGAUUGCGGCCAGCCCACUUCAAAACCAAUAGCAGCUUAGUAAAGACUAAAUAACACCUUUAUAAAUGCUAAAUGAUGCACUCAUAAUAGAUAAAGCUAUCAUGGCCCUUAAAGUAGUAAAUGCUCUUCUAUAUUUGAUUUGGGGGUUUAAUCCCUUUCCCCCAAAAAUGAAAAUGUUGCUCUUUUAACAGGCUGCAGGGUUCCCAUUUAUCAAUUUUUUAGGCAAAUUCCUUCUCCAACAAGCGCAAAAAAAAUAAAACAUGUUACAAAUGUAUUGAGCCUAUUCUUUUAAUUUAAAAGAAUCCAUAUAUUCUUUAUUUGUUGUUUUUUCAUUAUAAGUCAGAGAUUAUUGUUUUGCUUUUUCACCCUGACUAAUGAGUUCUGAAUAAACAAGUCCAUCCCUUUCCCUUUAUGUUGAGCCUGUCUCUGGCUUACAGAUAAAGAGCAGUUCAUUAUGCAGGGGGCAUGGUGCAAUUUGAUUAAUUACCUUCUACACCCCUACUGUUUAACCAGGAAGUUGUAGACCGUAAUUAAUAAAGCUUCACUAAAACAAUGGGCAAAACAUUUGCUGAGCCAAAGCCCAAAGGUGAACUGCCCCUUCAUAUGAAUUGUAUAGUAAGAGGACAUAGCUGUGCACAUAGAACAUCCAUUCACAUAUAAGAGUAUAUUUAUCAAAGACACAGUUUACAAGUGAAUUUCCGCCACUUUCAUUUAUUUCUAUGGGACUUUUAAAAGAGUAUUUAUUAAAGAGUAAAAGUCCACCAUUUGGUGCUGAAUGCAUCUAAAGGCAUUUUCUUACCAAAAAUGAGGAAACAAAUGUCUCUCUUUAUCUUAAUACAAAUGAAUUGCAGGCUGUCUGUAGACAAGAGCCACCAAAGAAAUGAUUUUCACAAAAAUGCAGUUGCACAAAAAGUAGUUCCGGCCUCUUUCAUGUCACUUUGCUUCAGGUCUGCUGAGAGGAACUAUUUUUGUGACCGGAUUUAGCAGGAUCUUGCUAGUCACAGUGGCCCUAAUCAUGGCCCAGGCCCUUAAUACAGAUAUGUGAGGCAAGAUCUGGAUGUCUGGCUAGAGAAGCUAUCUAACUACUGGGUACUGCACAAGCUAUAUAUCCAUAUGAUGCUGUAUUAUACACUCACCCACGCGCACAAUGGCACCCUGUACUGCCACACAUACCACACUACAUUUUUAAGCAGCUUUGGCUGGUGUCUGUGCAAUAUGAGGAUGAAAUAACAUGAUCCAUUAGAGAAACUAAUGGAUCAAAGUCUGUUUGGGCCCUUUCAACUGAACAUCUUUAUUUAUAUUCCAACCCCUUAGUGGUAUACUUCACCUUUAUGUUACUUUUAUUAUGUUAUAGAGUGUAUUUUUCAGGGCAACAUUUCAUUUGGUCUUCACUUUUUAUUGUAUAUUGGUUUUAAUCAAAAUGCCUUUUUCUGACUUUCAAGUGUGGGUCACUGACCCCCAGCAGCAAAAAAACACAAUUUUUCUGUUAUUUUUGUAUUUCUUGUCUUUCUAUUCAGGUGAUUCAUUUUUAGUCUCUUAUUCAAACAGCUGCCUUGUUGCUACGGUAAACUGGACCUUAGCAUCCAGUGGCAUAACUUUGUGGGCCUGAAAUACCUUGACUUUGCAUGUAUCAUGGGUCAUACAUGAAAUUGCAGAUCAUCUGCAACCCCCCUCCCCUUGCAGGCCCCCCUGUAAAUAGAAAGCAGACCCACCCGGAUCCAUGGCCAGGGAGACUCUGUAGUUAACCCCCACUGCUAGAUAACAGAUAGCUGCUUCAAUUCCAAACUGGACAGCGGCUGAACAAAGAGGAGAAAAUAUCCAAAUCCAUAAUAAUGAAGACCAAUGCUAAUUGUCUCUGAAUACCAAUGUCUACUUCAUACUAAAAGUACAUUUCAGGUGAACUGUCCCUUCAUAUGAAUUGUAUAGUAAAAGGACUGUAGCUGUGCACACAGAACAUCCAUUCACAUACAGGGGUAUGUUUAUCAAACAGUGAAGUUAGAGCUCACCUCAGUCCACUAGUGUGAAAUUCCGCCACUCUAAUUUAUUUCCAUGGGACUUUUAAAAGAGUAUUCAUUAAAGAGUGAAAGUUAAAGUUCACCCUUUUAUAAAUAUGCCUUUAAAAAUACCAUAGAAAUGAAUGGAGAGUGGCGGAAUUUCACUCAAGCCGACUGAAUGAACAGUGGUAUAUGGAAAAGCACAACAGCCACAGCCCAAUGAUUGUAAAUAUACUCUACUCAAGGUGAGUUUGAUGUAAGCAGUAUGGCAACUCCAGCCCAUGGCUAAAUGUGAAUUUGCAAAGAAGCAAUAUUCUCUAUGGCCAAUAAAUGAUGCCCUGGUACUGCAGGUAUAUAUUAUUAUGUGCAAUUGGUAUAAUUCCUGAACAGACUGGAAAGGCAAGCUGUACACGCAAGCAACUGCCUCUCUCUUCUCUUCAUCUUUUCACUACACUUAUGUCUGACAACAGUAAUGUUACCGUUUUUUUGUGUUUUUCUUUUUCUAUUGUUUUUAAUUAAAUAUAGGAUUUAAUAUAUGAAAUGUUCUGUAACUUGACACUAUUGAAUAAAUGACCUAUGCUAUUUAAA